Messenger RNA from Gasterosteus aculeatus aculeatus (three-spined stickleback), 3555 nucleotides. NCBI's taxonomy places the organism in Eukaryota, Metazoa, Chordata, Actinopteri, Perciformes, Gasterosteidae. The record is from RefSeq and is a predicted model, not a curated record.
AUCGUACUGCUCCUUCUGGUUCUGUUAGACGGUCCGGUCCGGGUUCUCCGUCGCCAGGGAAUGAUGAUGAUGAUGAUGAUGAUGAUGAUGAUGCAGCUGAAGUGGGGAUGUCUGGAACCCUCAUCACUGCUUAGCUGUCUGCUAGAUGCUGGUAGUCGGUGUGGCGGAGUGCUCCAUUACCGCUUAGACCGGAUCCACCGGAUCCACCAGUGAGAACCCAGAGAGGAACCAGUGAGGAACCAGCGAGGAGCUACGCACAGGCAUGACGAUGCGCUUGUUUUGAGGCCCUGAGCAGCGUGUCGUGUGCUGCCGGGCGGGGCUUCGGCUGGCGCUGUCCGGCAGCGUGGUUCUUAAACGUUCCAGGAGUCAUUACACACUACUGCAGCUUGCCGACAAUGUGGGAGAAAAUCUUUCUGCUGCUGCUUCACAGUGUCGAAGCUGCAGUGACGUCCCAGUGCCUGCAGGGGGCCACGUUCUCGAAAGCGGUGGUGUGCCCGCCGGUAACGUCUGGUGGCGUGCUGCGCGUCCCCGGCAUGGUGUCUUUGCAGCAGUGCGUGGCGGCAUGCUGCGACCUACCAGGCUACAACCUGGCCUGGAUGUUCGAGGGACGCUGCUACGUCGUGAACUGUCAGGGCGAUGAGUGUCGGCCCCAGCACAGACCCGGGGCCGAUUCCUUCCUCGCCUUUCUGCGGAGAACGUCGCCCCAUACCCUGGGGCUGCAGUCGCUGGUGAGGGGGGGGGCAUACACAGGCCGCCUGAGGGCCCUCUCAGAGUCCUCAAAGGCCCCCGGGGACCUGGAGGACCUGAGAGGUCCCGGGUACCUGGAGGCCUUAGAGGACCUGGACCUGCUGGACGGACCCCAAAUGGAACUCUCUGCCGGCACUCUGGAGGCAGCGUAUCCAGAGGUAAGUCAGGAAGAGAGGGGGGAGUCUCUGGAGAGAAGAGACCAGUUAAACCAAUCAGAGGCAGAGGAGGGUUUGGAGGGAGGGUGGACGCAAAGCAGAGACUCGUCGGGGUGGAAGGGAGACGGAAACAUCUGGAGCCCGACUGGUGCUGCAGAUACGACGAACAAUACACGAAGCAGCGUAGAUCGAACGACUGUCUACUCCCAUCGCAACCAUAUAAGGACUCCCGCUCCAGCUCAGCCCCAUCGGCCUAUCAGCACGUCCCUGCAGCCAGUAUCAGAGGUUGGGGUGUCAAACCGUGGCCCGGUGGUGGGUCGGAACAGGAAGUUGCUCCUCCCGGUCAGCAGCUUGUUGCUCGAUGGCGGCGGCGACAUCAGUGACGACGUUGGCAUUGAGAGCUACCGCUUGGACGCCGUCAGUGGGCCGCUUGGGGUAAGACUGGAUGGGGCGGAUCAGGCAGUCAACACAGCAACGGGCAUCCAGGCAGACACGUUCAGGCUGACCGUGCCCGACCAGCAGGGGUCAGCGUCGCUGAGUGUCAGAGUGCAUGAAGCCCCCAGUCCCCCCCCUGUGGCCCACGCCAGCGGCAGCCACACCGUUUCUCUUCCCAACAGCUCUCUGGUUCUUAGGGGCUCCGUAACCGACGGAGACCAGACGGAUGUCCACUACCUUUGGAUCAGAGACAGCCAAAGUCCUGCUGCUGGGUUGAGACAUUACCUCCGUCAGGCUCGGACAGGAGAAUUUGGCACGAUCCAUAAGGACGUCCUGUACAGCUCUGAGACUCAGGCCUCCCUCUACCUGUCCAACCUAGUGGAAGGAACCUACCUUUUCCAGCUGAGGGUGACUGACGCUCAGGGGCGUUCAAGCACAUCCACGGCCACCGUUGAGGUCCGACCUGAGCCGGGGGGGAUUGAGGAGGUGGAGCUGGAGAUGCUGGUGUCGGUGUCUCAGGUGAGCGUGGCUCAGAGGGACACGGUGGUCCGACAACUCGCCGCACUUAUCCAUGUCCUGGACAGCGAGGUCCAGGUUCGAGCUCUGCAAGGCCACUCCCACCGCAGCACGGUGUUGCGGUUCUCUGUCCUCGGCCCCUCAGAACCGAUCUCUGGCUCCCGGCUGGUGGUUCUGCUGAGAAACCAGUUGCUCAGCGAGAAGAGCGACUACCUGCUGUUCAGGGUCCUGAGAGUCGACACUGUUUGUGAGUUUAAACAAGUGUGCCUGCUUCGCUGCUCGGGGCGAGGUCAGUGUGAUCCAAUCACAAAGGAGUGUGCAUGUGACCCCUUCUGGACGGAGAACCUGGUUCGCCUAUACCUUGGUGAUGGAGAGAGCAACUGUGAGUGGAGGGUGCUGUACGUCAUCUUGACCAGCUUCCUGCUCAUGGUCUCCAUCCUGUGCCUCAGCUGGAUCUUCAUCUGCUGCUGCAGGAGGAGGAGACAGACCAGAGUGAGGAGGAAAACCAAAUACACCAUGCUUGAUAACAUGGACUUGCAGGAGAGGGUGGAGCUCAGACCCAAAUUCAGUGAGUCUGUAACAUAUAGCGUCAUUGAUCCUAAAAAAACCCUCAACAGAGCUUGGAUCCCCCACUGACUGACUCUGGCAUCCCUUUUUCCACCGGUCACUUUCUUUACACUUUUAACUUUUAUUCCUUUAUUUUUCAAUUGUUUAUUCUAUAUCCGCCUAACCCAUAGCCUUAUAUUAUAUUUUAUUUUCAGAGGUUGAGAUACAGAGGGCAGUGUUCACUCAUUUUAUUUGGAAAGAGCAGCAUUUAUAAAAGGACCACAACAGUGUUUAGUUUUUUUGAUGAGAUUUUCUUGUUUUACAUUAGGAAUCAAACCCCUCACUUUCUGCAGGUAUCAAACACCAGUCUGAUGAAGUCAGAGUCUGAGCUGGACAGCGACCAGGACACCCCGUUGAGCUCCUGAUCCAUCUCUUGAUCUUUAACCCAUCUCCUUUCUCCACAAGUUCAAGUUAUUCUUGAAAACCUUAUAGAAAUAGCAGAAAAUGUGGAAGUUUACUAGGGAGGGAAUUUACUAAGCUGACGUUUCUGCUUGGUUGGAUUCUGGACAGAAGGUCUCAGCAUCGCUGUACAUUACUAUUUAUGAGAGAUGCGUCGGAUCAAUUUCACAUAGACGCACUUUUCAACAUCAGGGGGCACAAAAGUAGAAUAAAGAAAUCCAGGAUAAGUGAAAAAGUGCAGCUUGACUUAGUUUGAUCUUAAUCGGUUUCACAUUUGCCGACCCGAAAGGAGAAGCUCAGUCAAUCCAGGUGCACACAGCUGGAUCAGUGCACGUUGACGGCUUUCUUAAGAAGACCACGGUGUCCAUCACAGAUCUACUGAUGCACAGAUGGAGAAGACGCGCGCGGCGUAUUUUUCAUCCACUGAGCAGCAACUAAUUAUGGAAACUUAUGAGAUGAAGCAUCUAAUAUGUAAAAAAUGAAAUAUUGCAGCUGUAAUUAAACAGAGACAGUUGAGGACCGACUGAAUGUAGAAGGAUUUAAAAAGAUUUAGUUACUAGGGAAGCUGUACACCGUUUUAUGUGUCCGUUUUAUUGCUGUAUCUGUUUAUGUGCUAAAUGUGCUGGUUUUACUGUAAAGUGUCUUUGAGUAGCCUACCAUGUAAAGCACUAUAUAAAUAAAAUGUAUUAUCAGCCUA